AUGCGGCCUGUGCUGCUCCUCCUCGCCCUCCUCGGGGGCUCCACAUUAGCAGCGCCGAAUUGGGGGAAAGUUUUCACCUCAUUUUUCCCCGAACCGGAAGGCCCGCAUGUCAAUGCUAUCAACUAUUACAAGGAUGAAGUGGAGCCCCUCCAUCACCGGAUAAAGCGGGCCGUUUACGCUGCGCUGGCGAUGAUGCCAGAUUGCGCGCCGGGAUGGACUGGAACCUAUUGCGAGAAUCCGUUGUGUACAAAUAUUACUACCGUACCGGUCGAGCAGAACACCGACAAGCUCGUUGAGUUCAUCUACGCCCCGGCAAAUUGUAUGGGAACUUUCUACGUGCCGGUCGACUCGACUUGUACUUAUUUGUUCAUCCAGACCAACACCGAUGGCGCUGUACCGAUCAUGAACUUGACCGACUCGUCGGGCAAUCACGUCCCACCAACCGCCGUCGCCCCCAGCCCUGGCCACAACAUGAACUUCUACCAACCGAUCGCCCCCGGAAAAUAUUCCCUUAAAAUCGACCUCCAGGGACAGACCUCCAAUCUCUGCGCCAUCGAGAUUACGGUAGCUAGCAAGCUGGACAUCACCCAUGGAUUUGUCGACACUCCCCAAUCGGAUUUCCCUCCCCACGGCACGAGCCCGACCGAGGGCCAGAUGCAGAAUCUGGUCGUGCAUACGUACCAUCCGGAAAUCAGAGCUGUGCCUACCACCGCUUCCUUGGCUCUACGAGGAGGGACUGACCCGAUUAUUCGAUCUCCGUUGACUACCCGAUACGGCUGCGCCUACGACCAAUACAUUGCCGGAAAAUUCACCUGCCAGGCUGGCCAAUUCUACCAAGUUGUGGUUGAUGGUAUCGAUUCGUUCGGAAACCCUUUCCGACGCACAAAGACUGGAUGGUCGUGCGUUGCGGGACCCAUUACACCCCCACCCACUACCCAGCCACCCCCACAGGACUGUAUGAAUGGAGGUACCCUGGUGUACGGUGGAACUCCGAAUGCUCAAUGUCUCUGCCGCGAGCUUUUCACUGGAGCGUCCUGUCAGAAGCCGCAGUGUAUGAAUGGCGGCUUCUUGAACCCGACCGAGUCUUCUUGCAUCUGCCCGACUGGAUUUAUUGGAAUCAACUGCCAGAACGUCGCUUGCGCACCAAACCUCGAGGACUUCUUGACCGACUACAGUACCCUGGUCGUCGUCUGGCGUGCCGUUUCGAGCAUGAAUCAAUAUGUCAAUGCUUAUGCUCAAGUGUUCUACAACGAGAUGCAAUUCCUCUCCACCACCCCCGGACUCGAGCCGUAUCGCUCGUUCUUGCUGGUCACCUAUGCUAAUGGAGUUUACACUCGCAACCUCUAUGGCCAACAACAAUGGCAAAACUUCUACGACGCUUUCACCGCCCUCAACUCGACGACGGUCAGCGGAAACUGCAAUGAUACGGCUGUUGGAGCGCUUCAAGAAGUCUUCAGAGCGACCACCUACAACAAGUCCCCAAUCUACCACUUCACCGACGCCCCGGCUUCGGAUUACAAUGAUUUCCUUGGGGUGGCUGAAGUGAACGCCUACAAGAAGUUGCCGAUCUUCUCCCUCUUCCACAACACCUCGAGCGCUCAAACCUGCAAGGUUGACGAGAUCUCGGAGGGCUACAGAAUUAUGGGAACUCUCGCCUAUAUGACGGGAGGUUUGGUGAUGGGCCUCAGCCAGUCUGGAUACAGCCAGACAACCGCUCUCCUUGUCCGCUCGACCAGCUACAAGAUCAACCAGGUCUUGAUCGAUGAUCUUACGGUUUGCACACUUGAUGGGUAUCGUACCUUCUUCGCGGACUCGGCUACAAAGUACAUCCAUAUUGUUGCUACUGGAGAAAACCUCCUCAUCGCUAUCACGGACCCGAACGGCACCGUCUCGAGCCCCCAGGUCUUCCAGGAUGGCCGCAACUACUUCUACACAAUCCCGCAAGAAAAGAUCAUCCGUGGAGAGUACCUCAUGCGGUUCAAUUCUUACAACUCCCAAUACCCCUGCAGCUACCGUGUCUUCGCUCGCUCUGACUAUGACUUGUUCCUCGGUGUCACCAAUGCCGUCUACACUGACGCUAUUUCGGCGGAACCUAUUUAUGGUAUGCCAAACGCCAUCGUCGCCCAGAUCAACGGUAUCUACGGCCGUGUCAUCGACCCUUUCCGCCUCUUCGCCGAGGUGAUGAUCGUCUCCAACGACAACGGAGGAUAUCACCGCCCGCUGUACUUCUCCAACGGAUUGUACCGUACAAUGUGCGGCUACCAUCUUUACUUCGGAACCACCAACUUCUGCGAGCACCCCGGACAGGUGUUCUACGCUACUGUCUAUGCUGAUGAUACAGAAGGCUACACCAUUCAGCGUACCAGCGUUGGAUACUGCGCUGGACGCGCCCCCACCCAAGCCCCGCCCACUGGGUGCAUUAAUGGCGGAGUCCCAGAUCCCAACAACUCCACUCAAUGCCUCUGCCCGCCACUUUAUGCUGGGCAAUACUGCCAGGACUACAACUGCCAGAACGGUGGUGUCUACACCCAUGGUAUCUGCCAGUGCCCCGUGGGACUUGGAGGAACCUUCUGCGAAGAGCAAAAGUGUCUGGUCAUCAACGAGUACCCGAUGUUCACCCCGAACGGCCGGUCCCUCACUUUUGUUGUCUCGACCCUGCCAUCGAUGAAUGCUACCUGGCAACAGCUUGCCACUGGAGUCCAGGAAUUCGUGCGCGACAUCCAGCUCCACAAUCCCAUGUGGUUCGAGCGCUACAAUUUGAUCGUUAUGAACAACCAGGGCGCCCAGCUCGUCUCCCAAACCCAACGUGUCGAUGGCUUCGUCCGCUCCGUCCAAGAUGUCGCCGCCAACCUGGCCAACUACCAGAACGCCUCCAACCCGGACUGCUCCGUCUAUAUGGAGACCGGUAUGAUGAUGGCUGCCUCAAACUCGUACGCCCGGUCGCCGGUGUUCGUCUUCUCGGACUCGAACGGUGUCAAAGAGAGUUCUAUUCUGCCAGUGCAGAUUAUGGCAGCUGUGGAGCAAGUUCAAGUUCAGCUGAACUUUAUCGCCACCAUCUCUGGAAACACCGGACUAUGCAACGGCGUGGACGGCUGGCUGUCGGAUGAGAUCCAAAACCUCUUCAUCUUCUCGGCCGGUUGGCUGUACUCGACUACGGAUAUUCGAGGAAUGUACCACUUCAUCCUCACCGAAUACAACAACGGUAUCAUCCUCGAUACCUACGUCGAUGACUGCACGCAACCACAGACAUACUACCUGCCAGUUGAUUCUGGAACUCAGUCGAUGACUGUUGUGUCUAAUGGAGCUAACGUUACGGCCACCGUAUUCCUCCCCGACGGCACCAACGCCAGGAACAACGCCCUUGAAUUGGUGAUGGUCAAGGAGACCUACAUGGAAAUCGACCAAUUUAUCAUCCCCUGCCCGGUUGGUUGGGAGUUCUUCGGGCGUGGGUGCUACUCCUUCAUCCUGACUAUGCUGCCAUUCCGCGAUGCUUCCAAUCGCUGUCACGCUCUUGGCGGCUGGUCGGUUGACAUCUUCAACCCAGAACAGCAGGCUUACGUUCAUCAGGAGACAACUGGUGUGCAGAACUGGAUCGGAUUGACGAAGGUUGGGUCGGCGUGGUAUUGGGAUACCGCGGAUCAGAAUCAGCCGGUGCAAUUGCUUAACACUUCCUACGCCAACUGGAAAAACGGCGUCACCCCCAACAACGCUGCCAACAACUGCGCAAUUAUGGAUGGAGACGGAUUCUGGGUGGACGUCCCGUGUACUGAGACCCACUACAUUAUCUGCCAGAAGUUCCGAUUUGGCCAAGACGUCAUCCCCAACGACCCGACCACCAACCUUCUCCCCGGUGGCUUCUGGAAGCUCCAGGUCCAAUCGUCUUCCGGAUCCUGCGCCGUCCAAGCCCGCGUCCAGUCCACCAUCCAAGUUUACUUUGGCUUUGUCCAGGACACCCACAUGGACUACCCAGAGCUGUAUGCUAACUCGAAUGCCACAAACAACUACUUCGUCGCUGGCACGACCGGCUUGAACAUGUUCGUCGAUGAUCGUCACCCGUCGAAUGAGGGACGAUUGAACUAUGUGUACAUGGGCUUCAACUACUCCGCCUACAAUGCCAUGACCUUCGAGGAUCGUGCCCAGUGCUCAUACCGAUAUUUGUCGCAGAACUUUACUUGCCAAAACAUGGGCAACUACUUCGACAAGUUCUUCGCUAGGUUCUCUGGAAUUGAUCAGUACGGUUACACCUUCGAACGAUUGGCUUCUUCAUACUGUGGCAUCUACCAAAGCUUCUGCUACAACGGAGGCUACGUCUACCAGGGUCAAUGCGUGUGCCCACAGUACUGGACCGGAAGCCGGUGCUCGAUUCCGGUCUGCCAGAACGGUGGUGUUGUGCAGGGCAACAACCAAUGCGCCUGCCCAUCGGCCUUUACGGGAGACUUCUGCGAGCUGGCAUUCUGCGAGCCGCCAUACCCGCAUCCAUCUCAUGCCGAGACCAACCGUACUCUUGCCAUCGCAUUGGAGACGUCCACCCUCAUGUCGACGUCGAUUUUCUUGCUCAAGCGCAACCUAACCACCAUCAUCAACCAAAUCACCAAUGGAACUGGAGUCCCCGAGUGGUGGAACAGCUACAUCCUAUAUCCCUUCGAUUCUACCUCCAACAAAGCCUACUGGUACCCUCCGGUCUAUUCCAACAACUUUGCCGAUCUGAUCACUGGCCUAAACAACAUUGGACGCGGUUGCCCGAACGCUAGCUGUGAUACUACAACCUGUCAACGCCCCUACCUUCGUAUCAUCUCCGAUAUGAUCGCUAACCCCAUCUUCCAGGCCCCGAACUCGGAUAUUGUUGUCGUCACCCGUUCCUCCCCUGAAGAUCAUGAAAUUCAAUAUGAAGUGAUCGAUCAAAUUCAGAACAGUCGAUCGAAGGUGUUCUUCCUGCUGGCUGGUACCUCUUCACCUUGUAAUGAAGGCUGGAACACACCUGCUGUCGAUGCUAUGAGGACUAUUGCCGGAUACACUGGUGGUGGCAUCUAUCCGCUCUCUCCUACUGAGCUCGUCUUCAAUUGGUUGGGUGUCUACUUCCCAUACUCCUACCACUCUGGAUGGGUGAUGGGAGGAGCUGUCAGCGAAAAUUGCUCAUUCUCAGAGUAUAUCAUCCCGGUUGAAAAUGCGGCCACCCACCUCCUGCUCGACUAUUUCGGAAGCACGAAUGCGAUCACGGUCAUCGCCCCUGAUAACACCUCGCUGAGCCUCCCCACCAAUUUGGUCACCUCGAGCAGCAACUAUCUGGCCGUGCUCCCGCUUAAUCUUAAUGGAGCGGUUAUGGCCGGAUCUUAUACCAUCCGAAUCGUCGACCCGGGCUCACCGUUCUGUGAGCUUGAUGUCAGGAUCAGAUCGGCCAUCAACAUUCUUCCAGGAUUCACCCAGGUCAACGAUCAAUACGGUGGAGCGACAAAUGAUGAUGCUCACUUCCAACCUUUGAUCGGGGCUCAAAACAUUAUUCUGGCUCAUGAGGAUACCCAUGGCGAGGGAGCUGUCUUGGAAUAUGCUCAGAUCGUGCUCCCCCGACGCGGUCUCUAUUUCACUUCUGAAAUGAAGCGCAGAAGCCGUGAGUGCGGAUAUGAAUAUUAUUCCACAAAGAGUUUCGAGUGCUAUAUGGAGAACUUCUACGUGAUUUACUAUGGACGUGAUUCGCGAGGAGCUGCUUUUAACCGAUUCUUCAUCAGCCAUUGUAUCAACAACAGGCCGACUCCGCCACCACCACCACCGUUCUGCGAUCUGACGACAAAGAAGACCGACAUCGUCUUCAUGGUUGAUGGCUCCAUCAUGUCAGAUCGGACCUUCGGAACGUUCAAACUCUUCAUGCAAUACGUAGCUAGCGCAUUCACCAUCGGCGUGAAUGGUACUCAAUUUGGAGCCUUCUCCUUCUCCUCCACCACGCCCGGCGGAAACCCCUUCCUCCUGAACGCCGCCUCCGAUCUGAGCAGCUUGAACUUGAAGUUCAACACCCUGCAAGCCGACGGACGUAUGGGACAAAAUAUUACAUCGGCCAUCAACUAUGUGAGCGCCAACUACGUGGACCCCGCAAAUGGCUACCGUACCGAUCGUGAUGUUCGACAUCUUGUCGUUUAUGUCACUUCCAGCCAGAUGUAUUCUGACGGAAAUCUCGACCCCAUUUCUGCCGUCACUGCCCUGAAGCGCUCAGGAAGCUACGGAUUUGCUGUGGUUUCGCUUGGAUUUACUUCUCCUCCUGAUUGGUUGGUCUCCUUGGCCGGCCAGAGAUGCUCGUACUUUGCCGGAAAUGACAACGAUUUUGCAACGCACGCUGGAAACCUCAUCCAGUCACUGUCUUGCUUCCGCGAACCGAUCUGCGGAAUG
Mesorhabditis spiculigera is the source of this 6375-nucleotide messenger RNA. Lineage: Eukaryota; Metazoa; Nematoda; Chromadorea; Rhabditida; Rhabditidae. The record is from the annotation of a GenBank genome assembly.